AUGGUUCAGUCCGGCAAGGGGAUCCUGGCGGCGGAUGAGAGUCUGCCCACCAUCGCCAGGCGAUUUGCCGGCAUCGGUCUUGAGUCCUCGGAACAGACGCGGCGCGACUAUCGUGCCCUGUUGGCAGAGACAGACGAUCUGGAGCGGCAUGUCAGCGGCGUCAUCCUGUUUGAAGAAACCCUCGAUCAUAAGGUCUCUGAUGGCCAAACGAUUCCCCAUGCUCUGCAGGCCAGAGGCAUCGUGCCUGGGGUGAAAGUUGAUAAAGGCACUAUUCCCGUCUCGCCUUCAAGUGUACACAAGCUCACCCAGGGUCUUGAUGGACUGGCCGAACGGUUGAGCGGUUAUCGGGAGCAGGGCGCCCGAUUUGCCAAAUGGCGCAACGUCUAUCGUGUUGGCGCCAGCGAUGCGGAUUAUAAGGUUACGGUCAACAUGGGGGCUGAGAUCCUGGCGCGCUAUGCGGCUCUGUGCCACCAGCAGGAUUUGGUACCCAUCGUCGAACCGGAAGUGUUGAUGGACGGCGCGCAUGAGAUAGAGCACUGUGCCGCCGUGACGUUAGAGGUGCAACAUGCGGUGUUUCAGGCACUGUACCGACAUAACGUUGAUCUUCGAUAUAUCGUUUUAAAACCCAAUAUGAUUCUGCCUGGCGAAGGGGUGGGCAAGGCCUCGCCAGACAGAGUGGCCGAAGCCACGCUUCAGGUGUUGAUGCAGACAGUGCCCGCGGCUGUGCCCAGCAUCAACUUUCUGUCUGGUGGACAAACUGAUUUAGAAGCCACCGCAAAUCUGCAAGCCAUCAAUCAAGCUGCAAGGUCAUUCACGGCGCCCUGGCUGCUGAGUUUUUCCUAUGGACGCGCGCUCCAGGCGCCGGUGUUGAAGGCCUGGCAGGGUCGCCCCGAAAACGUUGCUGUCGCGAAAGCCGAACUGCUGCAUCGCGCUGCUAUGAAUGGUGGAGCCGUGGCAGGUGACUAUUCCGCCUCCGAUGAUAACCGGCGCGUGAGCGAACUGGAGUGGAUUGUGCUGGGUGGAGUACUGAUGAGUGGUAUCGCCAUGGUGGGUAGUGUGACCCUGGUGUUAAAACCCGCGACACUGGACCGGCUGCUGUUGCCACUGGUUGCUUUUGCGGCCGGUUCUCUGAUCGGCGGUGCGUUCUUUCACAUGUUACCUGCGGCGCUUGAAGCAGGCAGCGAUGGACUGGCGAUUGGCAUCUUGGUUGUCGCCGGAUUUUCAGCGUUUUUCAUCCUCGAGCAGUUUCUGCAUUGGCGCCACUGCCACCGGACGCAGAGUGACCGCAGGCAACCGUUGACGUAUCUGAUUCUGAUUGGCGAUGGGUUGCACAAUUUUCUCGGUGGCCUGGCGAUUGCCGGAACCUUCCUGAUCGACGUGCGUUUAGGCAUUACAACCUGGCUGGCUGCCGCAGCCCAUGAGAUUCCUCAGGAAUUGGGAGACUUUGGUGUCCUGAUCCAUGGUGGUUGGUCAAAAAGCAGUGCUUUGCUGUUCAACGUGCUGUCCGGAUCGACAUUUUUACUUGGCGGACUGGUGACUUAUGCCUUGUCCACCCAGGUGGACAUCAGCUGGCUGAUCCCAUUUGCGGCAGGCAAUUUCAUCUAUAUCGGUGCUUCAGAUCUGGAUCGCUACUAUCUGCGCGAUGACAUUGCCGACCCUGAGGUGGUAGCGAACUGGGCGGAAAAUCUCAACUACAAUCGCGUGAUACCGUUACUGGCUCUGCAUGAUGAACGCAUUGUCGGCGAGGGUACGUUGCAUCGUCGGCAUGCAGCUGCGCGUCGGCAUGUGGGUGAAGUACGAAUUACAAUUGAUCCCCAGUAUCGGGAUAAAGCCAUUGGGCGUGGGUUGCUGCACAAGCUGGUUGAAGUCGCUAAAGAACGCGAUCUGGAAAGCGUGUUGUUCGAGAUUGCGGCAGAUGCAGAGGAGCCAGCGCGGCAGGCGGCGGCAGUGAUUGGCUUCGUGCCGGUUGCACAGAUUCCCGAUCAAUUCAGAGAUGCCGACGGCCAGACUGCCGCCAUCGACAGUGAGCACCGAACCGUUGCAGUAGGUGGCGGUGAUGGCCAUGAAAUAGAUGGUGUCGGCAAUUUCUUCCGGGGGAUUCAUGUCGGACUCCAGCACCGAUUCCACCAUGUCUGUAUCCACAAAGCCUGGUGCCACUACAUUCGCGCGUAUGCCCUCAGGGCCAUAAGCACGGGCCAGGGAGCGGGUCAGAUUGAUGACACCUGCUUUGGCUGUCGCGUAGGUGUGCGCGUCAUCCAUGCCGCGAAGACCACCGCCACUGGCAAUGUUGACGAUGCUGCCCUCACCCUGCGACAACAUCACGGGCAGUGCCGCGUGGCAAAGGUGAAACACCGAGUCGAGGUUGAUGCGCAGUACUUCGCGCCACUGCUCAUAGGAGGUGUCUUUGAGAGCUGCCAUAGAGCCUGGGUGUUCCACGCCAUAGUUCCAGCCGAUGCCGGCGUUGUUCACCAGGCUGGCAAGGCGCCCGUUUGUUUUGGCGACAGCGAUCAGCUCAGCGGCGGUGUCUGCCAACCCCACGUCACCGGCUACCGGAAUGAUGGCGCCAGCGCCGGCACCCGCCAGUUCGCGGGUUUCCUCGAGUUUAGCUAA
This is a messenger RNA of Symbiodinium pilosum, 2610 nucleotides long. The record is from the annotation of a GenBank genome assembly. NCBI's taxonomy places the organism in Eukaryota, Dinophyceae, Suessiales, Symbiodiniaceae.